GAACCGUCGGCACCUCCAGCAAAUGUUUCAGCAUUCAACAAGACUUCAACCAGCAUUUUGGUCACGUGGGAUGAGGUACCUAAUGGUAAAAGAAACGGCCGUAUUCAUCACUACAAAGUAGAAUACAAGUAUGAGCAUGACAAUUAUACGCAGAACAAAGAAGUCGACGGCUUGAUUCGUUAUUUGAAGAUUGAAAACUUGGAAAAGAACGCCUAUUAUAACAUUACAGUGUCAGCCGCCACUAACAGAGGAUAUGGACCUGCCAGUGAACCAUUGUCAGUAGCUACGGAGCAGGACAGUAAG
Molecule: messenger RNA, 303 nt
Organism: Porites lobata
Lineage: Eukaryota; Metazoa; Cnidaria; Anthozoa; Scleractinia; Poritidae
Source: the annotation of a GenBank genome assembly